GAUUUGUUAAUGUGACAUUUUCGUAUUCAAAAGAUGAACUCAUUGAGUCUACCUGGAACUGUGUAACCGCUUAAGUUAGAAAAUUAUUACUUGUUGUUGAAAUGUGUUUGGAAUAACCACAAAAAGAUGAAUCGAAAAAAGGUAAUUCUAGACGACGAAGUGCCCAAAAUCGUGGUAAAUUGCGCGUCAAAUGACAAUUUACCAUACGCGGACGACGGGACCGAAUGUACGGACGAAGUGGAUGACGUCACACCGGAAGUUGAACAAACUGCACCGGAAAGAAGGGAGUCUCUGAGAAGAAACAGCAUUUCUUUGCCCAAUCUCGACGAUUUGGAGUUUUUGAAGGAUACAGUCGCCGUUAUAAGUGAAAAUGCAGAUGAAGAUAUAUCAGAAGAUGAGGAAUUUACAACUUUUAGAACUCCUCUACGUAAUGCUAGAAGAAAAUCAGUCACUAGUCCGAGAAUGCUUAGACCGCCAAGAGACGAAGAAUCUGGAAGCAACUCGCCAGUCAACUCGGUUGCGUCGAAUAAUUCGUUUGCUAGCUUAUUGCGGGAAAAAAUACAGAUUGUACCAGAAGCAUGGAAGAAGAAAUCUCCUGACUAUAAAACCCGAAUAUUCGUAUGCAUACUAUUCAUUACAAUAGUGGUUCUAAUAAUCUGCGCCUACUUCCUUUACCACCAAAAAAUCCUGCACAAGGCUUACUUCGAAAAAAUCAAACUGAACAACAUGAAAAAAGUGAUGCGAAUUUAUGACGACGACGGGAUGGAAAUCGUACAAGUCAAGUUGGGAACCACCGUGCAUUACGAAAAAAGUUUACCCUGUCUUCCAGAGGAUGUUAAAAAUGAUGGAAGUAAGUGUUUGGAGUGGAUGCACAGUGCCAGAUUGUAUAUUAAUGGUUAUAAGCAAAAUAGUCUUAAAUGUUAUAAUAUUAGGUGGAUAUCUUUAUCCAGGAAUACCGAUCCCACGGACUGUUUUAUUAUGAAUGGAGACCAUUGGUAUGGUGGAGGACAGACCUCUGAGAACGCCUGGCCUCUGGAAAAAGGAAACCACACUUUCCACCCCUUCAUCACUGGCAGAGUGGAUAAACACGAAUGGGGCAACGUAUUAAAGCGUUACUUCAUCUCGUCAAAAGGAGCCGCCAUCCAGAUAGACAACGAAUCUCCACUAUACGUGUCCGUAUCGGGCGAUACCCAGAAAGAGUUGUGCCUGAAAGCAAAGUACGACGAUUUUGCGUAUGUUAAUAAGUUUACGAAAACGCCCGAGUUGAAUUACACGAUUUGCGCGAGUCCAAACAUGUCGGAAUUGCAUUCCAAGUUGACUGAAAGUACGUUGUGGGAUGGCUUGAAGAAGGAAGAUAUGGAUGUUAUCAAUAAUUUGUUUAGCGAGCCUCUGUGGGAAAUAACUACAGCAACUAAGGAGGAAUUUACUGAAGAGCUUAUUUCAAAUUACACCGCCAACGUCAUCUCAGUACCAACUUUAAAAAUGGGUCACGUUCUGAUCAACGAAUUCUGGCAAGAACAUGUGGGAGAUUUCCAAGUAGACGACAACCGAUUUCCAACGUUGGAUAAAACGAUAGAAAUGCUGCAAAGACGUGGUUUUCGCAUAGUCUUAUCAGUCCAACCUUACAUCUCCACUGAGAGCUUCAAUUUUGCCGAAGCGGUUGAAAAAAGGUUGCUUGUGGCGGAGCGUUAUAGUGACAGACGAAUCCCAGCUUUAACGAGGUACAAAACGCUACAUAGCGCUGGUGUACUGGAUGUUACCAAUAAUCGUACUGUUCCGUGGAUGUUGAAAAAACUGAAAAAUGUUAUGACGAAAUACAAUAUAAAUUCAUACUUCCUGGACUUGGGUGUGGCCUACAAUAUGCCGCAUUAUUAUCAGUGUGAGAAAGCUCUAAAUAAUCCUGACAAAUACAAAACUAUUUUCGUGAAUAGUUUGCAAGGUAACAUACGUAUUUUUGGAGUAAAUAGUGCCGUAGAAAGGCCCAAACCCCCGGCGUUUGUAUUCCUACCGCCUUUCGAGUCGUCUUGGGAUGGUUUGAGAAGAGUCAUACCUACAAUUUUGACAUACGGGAUUCUUGGGUUUCCUUUCAUCAUCCCCGGGGCUGUUGGAGGUGAUUUUGGGCUACCGGAAAUUUCCAUAUACAAUAAUAAUACCGAUGAGUUGAUGCCAGAUCAGGAGUUGUACAUAAGGUGGUUGCAAUUAUCGACAUUUUUGCCGGUCGUAAGGUACAAGAAUUUCCCUGGGUCUUAUGGCGACAGUAAGGUUUUGGACAUGGCCACUCAGCUGACAUCUUUUAGGCUAAAAGAGAUAACUCCACUGCUGAAGAAGUUCUCAAAAGAAGCGAUAAACUUUGGUUUGCCCAUAAUUCGGCCGUUAUGGAUGCUGGAUUCCAACGACCCGGCCUGUCACACAGUUGUGGACGAAUUCUUGAUUGGAGAUGAAAUUAUUGUGGCUCCGGUUUUGUAUGCUGGAGCAAGACAGAGGGAAGUUUACUUACCGGCCGGAGUUUGGAGGGAUGGCAUAGACGAUAGCUUGAGAAAAGGCAGUAGGUGGAUUCACGAUUAUAAAGUGGAUGAAGGCAAAAUAGCGUAUUUUGAAAAAAUGCCCGACGAUACUAGAUUGUAGAUUGCAGCGUUAAUUUCAUUGAAUUCCAUUAUUUAUUAUUAUUUAGUCGCGCUCAUUUUCUUCUAUUGUGAUAUUUACCUGUUUAACGAGGGUCAAUAAGUCCUGACAAAACACUACAAAAACACAUUUUUUGGGUUGAUUCAUUUUAUUAAAGUUGUGAGUAAAAUUGUAGCAGAUAACAAAAAUUCCACACCAUGAAGUUGGCUGUUUAAGAGAAUGGAUACAAGUAAGAUUGGACACGAGUAAAAGUAGAGGGGAUCAUAUUUGCUUGUAUGUCGUGGCGUUAUAAAUGAGGGGCUGUGCAUAAGUAAGAGAGAAAUAUAAAUAAAUUAAUCCAAUAGGAUUGCCUGUUUCUUUACAACCUCCUUGACAUGACAUAUGGGUAUCAAAUAAAAGGGUAUGACGAGUAGACUUUUUUUAAAAUUCCAACAAUUUGUAUGUAAAACAUUACAAAAUUUAAAUUUUUUAUAAAUUACGAAAUUCUUAAAAUCGCUUAAAAUUUUAAAAUUCAAAUAUUUUGGUAAGUGACACAUUUGUGAAAUUUUUGGAUUUUAAAAAAAUUUAAAAUUUCCAUUUUUUUAA
Molecule: messenger RNA, 3207 nt
Organism: Brassicogethes aeneus
Lineage: Eukaryota; Metazoa; Arthropoda; Insecta; Coleoptera; Nitidulidae
Source: the annotation of a GenBank genome assembly